Messenger RNA from Miscanthus lutarioriparius, 2145 nucleotides. NCBI's taxonomy places the organism in Eukaryota, Viridiplantae, Streptophyta, Magnoliopsida, Poales, Poaceae. The record is from the annotation of a GenBank genome assembly.
AUGGCUUCAAGAACAAGUACUGGUGAUCCAUGGAGAUAUCAGCAGUUCUCUGCUCUACUAACUUCAGUAGUCCAAGAAUGGGUUUUGAUGCUUCUGCUGCUGCUUGAGGGUCUGCUCUCCUAUCUGGUGACAACAUUUGCACAGCUAUGCAAGCUGCAACCCCCAUGCCCAAUAUGCACGAGGCUGGAUCAUGUCUUAGGCAAGGCACAGCCGGGCUUUUAUCGAGAACUAAUGUGCAGUUCUCACAAGGCAGAAGCAUCAUCAUGGGCAUUUUGCCACAUCCAUCAAAACCUUGUUGAUGUUCACAGGAUGUGUGAGGCCUGCCUCCUGUCAUUUGCCGCUGACAAGAAAUCUAACCUAGAAACAUACCGGUCCUUGGUGGGGAAACUCGGUGUCGGUAUCGACAAUGUAGGUUGCAGAAACAACUUCACUUUGAGGAAUAAUGCAACUGAAGCACCAGGCAUGAAGGACACUCUAUGUUCAUGUUGCUCAAGACCAUUGCAAGUUAAGUCACAUCCUUUUGUGGUUCUUCAAAGCAAAGCUAGUGGCAUUGGCAUCGAGGGGAUUUGCAGAGUUGUUUCAAGAGACCAACAGAGUAUCGAUGAGAUCAAUUAUGUUGCAUACGGUGAGCUGAAGACCUCUGACACUGAAUCAGAGCCCUGGCAGCCUGGUGGUAAUGUUGGAAGUUUUCUCAAGGAUGACCAAGAUAAUUUGAAGGAAGGUUUUGUAUUGGACCAUCAUUUAACAAAGAUUGCAGAUGACAGACCCCCAUAUGAUAACUCAGAGGAGAAAUUACCUGAGGAGCCUGGGUUGAUACCAGUCCAGAAUGAUGGUUGCGAUAGUCAGCCUUCUGAAAGUUCAGGAGGUCUGCACAACAUCCAAGAUGAUGGCAACAAAAACCUUCAGUCAACUGAUCUUUCGAACAAAGACAGGCAGCAAAUUGCUGAAGAUUAUAAUACAAGAGGAGAUAAAUCUGAAGAUGAUGUUUGGCACAAUGCUCUUAGUUCUUCUGAUGAGUUAUCAAUAGCCACUAAAUCUGUUGAAACAGACACCUUGCCAGAUGAAAACAAAGUUGAAUUUACUCAAAGAAGAUCAAGGAAUAACUCUCUUAAAGUCCAUGAAGAUUUGAAAUCACUGUUGUCACAGCUUACUGCAUCCCGUGCAACUGACAGUGAUAGCCCUAUUGUACAGAACAACCAUGAACAAGCCAUACUUCACAAUAUCACAAGAGCACUCUCCCUUGAUAGGAAUUAUUCAGGUAUCUCCGAGAGCAUGGUAAAUGAAGCUGAAGGAGAGUGCACAAUUGAUCAGCUGAAGCAACAAAUUGAGCUGGAUCGCAAGUCGAUAAGCCGUCUUUGGAAGGAGCUGGAGGAAGAAAGAAACGCUUCAGCGGUGGCAGCGAACCAAACGAUGGCCAUGAUCACUAGACUGCAGGAAGAGAAGGCAGCAAUGCAGAUGGAAGCCUUGCAGUACCAGAGGAUGAUGGAAGAGCAAAGCGAGUAUGACCGUGACGACCUUCAGAAGAUGAUCGGAAUUGUUCAAAAUCUUCAGUCUGAGAUCGAAGGCUACAAGAUAAAACUUAAAGAUCAGCUACUCGUCAACGAAAUACGUGACCAAAUGCACCUUUCAUGUCCGAAUGAACAUGCUGGUUCUAGCAUCUCCAGAAUUAAAUCACUCGCUUGUUUUGAGGACGAGAAGACGUACAUCGCGAAACGCUUGCGGAAGCUGAGGCAGAAGCUUCAUGAAUUCUCAAACAAUAGCAAGCAUGUUCCAGUGCAAAAGCUCAGUGAUGGCAAAGAAGAUCCAGUUGACGUCAGAAGCAGCCAUGAUGCUUACGAAGACGGCGAAAUGGAUGACUCGGUGUUCGAGAAGCAUCUAGGAAGAAAUGAAUACAGCUCCGGGGACUCGAAACAAAGUGACCCCAAGGGGCAGUACCAUGCCAUGGUCAGUGAGAAUGACCUGGCUUCAUUUGAAGACGAGAUUUCCGAGGUCAGUGAGAGGCUGAUGGCACUGGAAGCGGACCUGAGCUUCCUGGAGCACAGUGUGAACUCGCUGAGAAAUGGCAAAGAAGGCGAGGAGCUGAUCCGCGACAUCGCUGGCAGCCUCAGGGAGCUUCGGAAGAUGGGGAUCGGUUGGAAGGAGUAG